This is a messenger RNA of Ilex paraguariensis (yerba mate), 1111 nucleotides long. The record is from the annotation of a GenBank genome assembly. NCBI's taxonomy places the organism in Eukaryota, Viridiplantae, Streptophyta, Magnoliopsida, Aquifoliales, Aquifoliaceae.
AGGGUCCUAGCGACGGUCUUAAUGUCAUAUGCCUAGGCCGGCGCUGAGGGAGAGACAGAGGGGCCGGCGUUGAAAGAGAGAGACAGAGAGAGAGAUGAAAGAAAUACAGUUGUCGUUGAAUCAAACGCAGAAGCUGAGGCUAGAGAGGGCAUUGGAGCGGUUGGAAUCAUUGUCGUCGAAGGCAAACCCUAAUGCUUCCGUCACCGUCGCCGACACUAUCCCCGUCAACUAUGAAGACGGAGUUCUCAAGGGGCACGGGACGUCCGAGCUUGAUGACCAAGUGGUUGCGACGUUGUGUGGAGUGGUUGAGCGUGUCAACAAGCUCGUCUACGUUCGUGCUUUGAGGGCCAGUGAAUUAAUUGACUUGAUCUUUGAUUCUUUUUGUCAAUCUAAGGUUGCUCCCAAGCGCUGGAGAUUGGAGAUAAAUUUUAGCCAAGAUGCAGUAUUGAUGCUUUCUUCAAUGAACUUGCCGGAUGGCGUCCAGAGGCGGCGAACUGCAGUUGAUGAACUCAACAUGUGCACCAUUUUUGAAGAGAAUGAUGUUAUUUGUGUAAGUUCUCUGGCUCUAGCAGUUUUUGAGGAAGCUGAAGUUCGUGGUUUUCAGCAUGAUGGCAGCUUACACCUGCAAGCAAGAAGCCAAAAGUAUGGAAAGCUUGAGAGAGGUCAGUUGCUCACAAUUUCCCCCUAUCUGGUGAAGAGGCAGAAACAACAUUUCCACCACCUAGAGGAGUGUGGAAUUGACUUGGUACUUGGAUGUAACGGGUUCAUCUGGGUUGGUGAACAUGUUGAAAGUAAAGAUGACGCGGUAGAGGACCAAGCAAACAAAUCUGAGCAACAGAAUUCCAAAUCAACAAGUUCAACAAAUCUUGAAGAACGAGAACAAACUUGCACACAACUGGAGAUUAGGCAAAAUAUAUGCAGGAUGGCAAAUGCAGUCAGAGUAUUGUCCAAUUUGGGCUUCAAUAUUACUGUAGAAGUGAUCAUGGAGACUGUUAACUUGAGUAGCUCUCUGAAUCUUGAUAUACAUGAGAUGCUUGGAGCAGAGUUCUGUGUUCUGACUGCCGAGAGAGAAGCAGAACGUCGAAGCAUGUUGACGCAAAAGAAGGGGUAA